This is a messenger RNA of Bipolaris sorokiniana ND90Pr, 1170 nucleotides long. RefSeq lists its product as uncharacterized. NCBI's taxonomy places the organism in Eukaryota, Fungi, Ascomycota, Dothideomycetes, Pleosporales, Pleosporaceae. The transcript is spliced from 5 exons. The coding region runs from base 1 to 1170 and encodes 389 amino acids. Gene Ontology annotation, molecular function: FAD binding; D-amino-acid oxidase activity. The record is from RefSeq and is a predicted model, not a curated record.
AUGUCAGCCCCCCAAGAAUCUCCCCAUAUCCUCAUCCUAGGCGCCGGCGUAAUCGGCCUAACAACCUCCCUCGUCCUCUCCCACACCUACCCCACAGCCAAAGUCACAGUCGCCGCAAAGCACUUCCCCGGCGACCGCUCCAUAGACUACACCUCGCCCUGGGCCGGCGCAAACUGGUCCUCCAUGGCCACCGACAACGGGCCCCUUGAAAAAUACGACGAAGUAACGUUUCGCCGUUUCGGCGAACUAAUCGAUGGAAAACCCGUGUUUGGCUGUCAAGUCAGCACACCCGGCGAAGUCAAGAAUAUAGCUGGGGGCGAUGGCGGAAAUGAAACGGGGUUGGGUCGUAUGGGCAUGUGGGCUGUAUUCGACACGCCGAUUGAGGAAGCGGGGAUUCUAAGCCAAGGGACAGGGCGGGUAUGGUAUGAUGAGCUAGUCGGGGGGUUGAAAAAGCUAGAAAAGAAGGAUUUACCGAAAGAUGCGGUGUUUGGGGUUGAGAUUCCACAGACUUUUCGGAUCAAUACGCAGGUAUAUUUGCAGUGGUUACAACACCAAGCCCUAGCCAAGGGAAUCACUUUACUCCGUCGACAAUAUAGCUCUGUCUCUUCGUUGCUAGAAGACAUACCAUCCACGACCCUCCUCGUCAACGCCACAGGCCUCGGUUCCUUAUCCCUAACCGACAUCCGCGAUACGAACUUGUACCCGACCCGCGGCCAGACUCUGCUUGUUGCGGAACCCAAAGUUCCGAUUGAGAGAAUGUAUGAAUUUGAGAGGCUGGGGUACCUCCGCUCCCCCCACCGCAUCGACCCAACAUGCACAUACGUCUUCCCCCGCCCACUGGGCGGUGGCGUUAUUCUAGGCGGCUCCCGCCAAGACAACGAUUGGAGUUCUGAAUGGGAUGAGGAGCUUGGGCAGGAUAUAUUGAGGCGGUGCUGUGAGUUAUGUCCGGAAUUGGGGAAGCCGGAGGAGGUGCAGGUUUUGGCGAGGAAUGUGGGAUUGAGACCGUCGAGGAAGGGAGGCAUGAGAAUUGAGACGGAGGUGGGCAAGUGGAAAGUGCCUAUUGUGCAUUGUUACGGGCAUGCUGGGGCGGGGUAUCAGGCUUCUUGGGGAUCUGCUGAACGCGUGUUGGAGCUUGUGCAAAAGGUACUUGCACCAAGUGCAAAGCUUUGA